AGACGAAUCAGACGCAGCAGCUCAUCUCCUCCAAGUGCCUCUCAGUCUCAGAUGUGAAUGACAGCGAAUGAAUGAGGUGCUGCACUGACAUGCCUUAAGGGGGAUUAUUAAUGUCAAAAAACUUUAGAAUGGAUUUCCAUCAAAGGGCAGCUCUGGAUAUCUCCACAAAGAACCCUCAGGAUGAUUUCGAGAUUCUGCUGAGAGUUGGAGGAGGAACUUACGGAGAAGUCUACAAGGCCCGCAACAAGCAAAAUGGAGAGCUGGCAGCUAUUAAAGUAAUCAAGAUGGAGCCAGAAGAUGAUUUCUCCAUCAUCCAGCAGGAAAUCGUCAUUGUUAAGAGCUGCAAACAUCCAAACAUUGUGGCUUAUUACGGCAGCUACAUACGAGCCAACAAACUGUGGAUCUGUAUGGAGUUCUGUGGAGGAGGUUCCCUUCAGGAUAUCUACCACGUGACAGGCCCUCUGUCCGAAUCACAGAUCGCCUACAUCUGCAGGGAGAUGUUACAGGGUCUGGACUACCUGCAUGCACAGAAGAAAAUCCACAGAGAUAUUAAGGGUGCCAACAUCCUUCUGAAUGAUCAGGGUGAGGUCAAACUAGCCGACUUUGGGAUCUCAGCUCAGAUCACUGCCACUCUGGCUCGGAGGAUGUCCUUCAUUGGGACGCCAUACUGGAUGGCCCCAGAGGUAGCAGCAGUGGAGAUUAAAGGCGGCUACAAUGAAUUGUGUGACAUUUGGUCUGUGGGCAUCACAGCCAUCGAGCUGGCAGAGCUGCAGCCUCCAAUGUUUGACGUCCACCCGCUGCGGGUCCUAUUUCUCAUGUCCAAAAGUGGCUACCAGCCCCCGAAACUGAAGGACAAGUCCAAAUGGUCAUCCAAUUUUUACAACUUUGUGAAGGCCAUGUUGGUGAGGAACCCCAAGAAGAGACCAAGCGCUGCCAAGAUGCUCUCGAAUCCUUUUCUAACCCAGCAGUGUCUGAACCAGGAGCUGACUCUGGACCUGCUGGACAAAUUCAAAAACCCUGAGAAACACAAGAGCUGCUUGUCGAUCGAGGAAGACGAGAUGGAGGUGGUGCCUCCUGCAUCUUUAAGAAGAAUCCAGUCUAUCAACAAACAUAACCGAGCCGAGAGAACUAAUUCUGACAUCAGCUUCGAACAGAUUUACACUCAGAGGCCGACGAAGACCAGAUCACCAAAUGUAACGCUGAGGCCCUCCACAGGAUCAACAGGCAGCAUCAACAGCCCGCCGAGGGAUCAGGAAUCAGACUCUGAUGACUACGACGAUGUGGACAUCCCUACGAUGCAGCCCGCCUGGCGACAAGUGACCCAGCCUUCUCUUUCUCACAGCAUCAUAAUGCCAGAAGAUGAAACUCCUCCUCCGCUUCCUCCAAAGCCAAAAGCUCGGACUAGCUCAGAGGAGAGCAUGGCAGGAGAGGACGAUCGGUUGAGGAAACCCAGCUCCCUGUGUGCCCCCUCCCCUCUCAUCAGGACCUCUAGUGGGACCCAUGUCCGACCCACACCCCACCCACGAGCCUCAAGACACUCAGAUCCUCCAUCAUUACCGGCUCAGAUACAUAACAGCCCAGCAGAACCACUUCCUCCCGAACUCCCUCCUAAAGACUUCCGGAGACGGAAACCAAUUUCAAAGGAUCCUCCAGACUGUCCCAGCCCUGUAUUGAAGAAACCUCCUGUCUAUUUUAAAAAGAUAUUUCAUGGCUCCCCUCUGAAAAUAAAUUGCUCCACAACCUGGGAAAACCCCUUGUCUAAAGAGCAGCAUCUGAUCCUGGGGGCAGAGGAAGGGAUCUACACCCUGAACCUUAAUGGCACUGAGGCCACGCUGGAGCUGUUAUAUCCUGGGAAAUGCACCUGGGUCUACACCAUUAAUAACGUCCUCAUGUCUGUAUCAGGUAAAUCAUCACAGCUUCACUCACAUUCACUAAAAGAAUUAUAUGAACAGGCCCGGAAAGAUCAGAGGAUGGUUCCCUUACCGACUCACAGGCUGUUGUCAAGAAAAUGUCCAGUGACAAGCAAAAUACCAGAUACCAAAGGCUGCAAGACCUGCGCAGUCGGAGGGAACCUGUUCCUCUGCUGUGCUCUGGACUCCAGUGUGGUUCUGUUGCAGUGGUACGAGCCCAUGCACAAGUUCAUGCUAAUCAAGAAUUUUGACUUUCCACUGCCCAACCCUCUGAAGGUGUUUGAGAUAGUGGUAAAGCCUCAUGAGGAGUACCCAAUGGUGUGCAUAGGUGUGUCUCGGGGGUCCAACCCCAACGUACCGGUCGCCAUAGAAUACAUCAACCUGAACUCCAACACGUCCUGGUUCUUCAACUCAGGCAUGGAGAAACCUUGUCCUGACAUAGUUCAAGUAAAUCAGCUGGACAGCAACUCACUGCUCGUGCUCAUGGAGAGGUCGGUACAAAUGGUUAACCUGGAUGGAGAGCUGAAGAGCAACAGACACCAUCCACAGGAGGCCACUUUCUCUCAUGAAGUUGAAUCUAUAGUGUACAUCGAGGACACACUAUUGGCUGUUUGGCGUCACGGCUGGCAGAGGAGAACUAAAGGUUUCACCGAGGUUCUGGAGGAGAUGACAGACCACAAAAAGAUCUACAGAAUAGUGAAGUCAGACAGGAUGGUGGUUUUGGAAACGCGUCAGGUUGACGACCAGCUGGGUCUAUCCAAUCUGUAUCUCCUGGAAAUCGCUGAGAACUACGUCCUGCUGUCCUGACUCUCCUAACACUCCUGGGAAACCUUCCUGAUUCUCAGAAAUCAUCUGGGAACAGCAAGAAAAAACACCAGGCAUGAUCAUUUGUGAACGUUUGUUUACGGUCGGUAGGCGUUGCUGUGACUCUGAGGAGGCAGAGGAGGAAAUGAUGCCAGAAGGAGAUUGUUUGUAGCUCUUAUCCCUCCACCAGAGGGAGUCUGCUCGUUUAUUUAUGCUCUUUUCAACUCUGUUGGUGAUAUCAGGAAAAAUCUGGAGACACCAGAGAACUGAGAAAAACCCUGAAAGAUUAGUGAAAAAUGGUCCCACUUUAGGAAAUGAAGAAGAGUGUCUCCUUCAUUCCUGCACAGUAUUAUAGAUCACAGCAUGCAGGGACUGACAGAUAUGGCUUCCAUACGUCACCGGCUCUUCUGCUGUGUUGUGUGACCUGAGCUUGUGUGUCAGCGUUGCAUUGUGUGUGUUACUGGCAUUACACUCUAAUAAAGGUAAA
Cyprinodon variegatus (sheepshead minnow) is the source of this 3201-nucleotide messenger RNA. It is a transcript of the gene map4k1, whose product is annotated as mitogen-activated protein kinase kinase kinase kinase 1. The coding region runs from base 111 to 2717 and encodes 868 amino acids. The record is from RefSeq and is a predicted model, not a curated record. Lineage: Eukaryota; Metazoa; Chordata; Actinopteri; Cyprinodontiformes; Cyprinodontidae. Gene Ontology annotation, molecular function: MAP kinase kinase kinase kinase activity; ATP binding. Gene Ontology annotation, biological process: protein phosphorylation. The transcript is spliced from 32 exons.